Coccinella septempunctata (seven-spotted ladybird) is the source of this 357-nucleotide messenger RNA. RefSeq lists its product as uncharacterized. The record is from RefSeq and is a predicted model, not a curated record. The transcript has a single exon. The coding region runs from base 1 to 357 and encodes 118 amino acids. NCBI's taxonomy places the organism in Eukaryota, Metazoa, Arthropoda, Insecta, Coleoptera, Coccinellidae.
AUGGUCACUGAGAGAGGGGUUGCUCACAACCGACCGGAUGUAGUCAUCUUUGAUACAACGCGCGCAUCUUGUCUCCUGCUCGACUUCACCAUACCAGCAGAUGAGAAUCUCUCCAAGGCCUAUACGGAGAAAAUAACUAAAUACGCAGAUCUGGCCUUCCAGCUGAGGGAGCUUCAUAAGUUGGAGUCUAUAAGUGUGAUGCCUCUUGUUAUGAGCGUUAACGGUCUGGUGGAACAGCACCUGGUUGGGAACACAGAGAAGCUGGGGCUAGACCGAGCCAUAAUAUCCGCUGCCCAGAAGAAGGUUAUACUGGGCACUGUUCGUACGGUGAGAAAAUUCUUACAAGGUCCGUCGUAG